AUGCUCAGCGACUAUGGCGCAUCUGUCGUUAGAAUCGAUCGACCGCAUCCCAAUGCCCAUUCGCAGUCAAAGCCCGUCCCACCCCCUACAUUUGACGCACUGACCCGACACAAAACAUCCAUCAGCCUCGAUCUCAAGAACCCUGCUUCAAAGGCCGUUCUGCUCUCCUUGCUAUCAAAAGCCGACGUCCUGAUCGACCCUUACCGCCCUGGCGUCCUGGAGAAGCUAGGACUAUGUCCUACAACUGUGCUACUGAAGCAUAACCCCCGCCUUAUCAUUGCGCGCAUGACUGGGUUUCGUCGCGAUGGGAAGUACAAGGACAUGGCAGGUCACGAUAUAAACUAUAUAGCAGUUUCCGGGGCUCUCUCUCUCCUAGGCCGGGAAGGACAGAAACCAUACGCACCGGGGAACAUCCUCGGGGACUUUGCUGGCGGCGGAGCGGUGUGUUUCCAGGGAGUAUUACUUGCGCUGCUUGCUCGUCAGACCACAGGCAGAGGCCAAGUAGUCAAUGCCAAUAUGGUAGAUGGGUCAGCAUACCUGGCUACAUUCCCCCGCUUGGCGAGGCAGACACCAAUGUGGAAUGGGCCUAGAGGCUGCAAUGUUCUUGACGGCGGGUGUCCGUACUACGACACGUACGAGACCAAGGAUAAAGGGAGAUAUUUUGCCGUAGGAGCCUUAGAGCCACAGUUUUAUACUGCGUUGCUUGAUGGGCUGGGGCUGAGAGAGGAAGAGGUGUUCCCUCUUGGCUCGAGUAUGGACAGGCAGGACAAGGAGAACUGGCCGUACAUGCGAGCUGUGUUUGCACGGAGGUUCCGGGAAAAGACCCGGAGUGAGUGGGAGGCUAUAUUUGACGGGACGGAUGCUUGUGCUACGCCCGUGCUUACGAUGGACGAGCUCGAGGAGGCAGGGUACGACCAGCGGCCUGUUGUUGGGCUGUCAGAUACGCCGGGACUAGACAUCAGGCCUGAUGACGGCGGAUGGAGCGGGGGCGGCAUUCAUCCUGGCUCCGGGGGCGAGGAGACAUUAAAGGACUGGCUUGGAUGGCAGGCUGGAAGGGACUAUCAAGUGCAUAAUGGAGCUCUUGUUAAAGUUAAGGUUGUUGCCCGGACGAAGCUCUGA
Messenger RNA from Trichophyton benhamiae CBS 112371, 1119 nucleotides. RefSeq names its product CAIB/BAIF family enzyme. Lineage: Eukaryota; Fungi; Ascomycota; Eurotiomycetes; Onygenales; Arthrodermataceae. Gene Ontology annotation, molecular function: catalytic activity. The transcript has a single exon. The coding region runs from base 1 to 1119 and encodes 372 amino acids. The record is from RefSeq and is a predicted model, not a curated record.